UGAUGUCUCCUUUAGAAUUUUCUGAGCUGAGGAUUGUUCUGGUGGGGAAGACUGGAGCAGGGAAGAGUGCAUCAGGAAACACCAUCCUGGGGAGAACUGAGUUCAAAGUAGAUUUUGCUGCAGAGUCUGUGACCAAAUAAUGUGAUAGGAGCAGGUAGAGGGGCAUUGCAGUCAUUGACACCCCUGGUCUGUUUGACACUCAACUCUCAGAGUCUUCAGUGAGGACCCAACUGGUGGAGUGCAUCGCCCUCUCCUCUCCUGGACCCCAUGUCUUCCUGCUUGUUGUCCAAAUUGGUCGUUUUACAGACGAAGACCACACUGCUGUUGCAAGGAUCAGGAACAUCUUUGGAGAAGCAGCAGUGAGACACACCAUGGUUCUCUUCACCCAUGGAGACACACUGGAGAAAAAGAAGAAAAGCAUUGAGGACUUUAUCCAGGCGGCUGGUGCAGGUCUGCAGCAGCUCAUUGAGACACGUGGAAACAGAGACCACGUCUUCAACAAUGAGAACACAGACAACCGUGAGCAAGUAAAGCAGCUGAUGGAUAAAGUUACAGCCAUGGUGAAAGAGAAUGAAGGGAUGUGUUACACAAAUGACAUGUACCAAAAAGUGGAGAGAGCCAUCCAGAGGAGAGAGGAAGAACUGAAAAGGGGGUAUGAAAAAGAACUGAAAGAGAAGGAAGAUCUGGAGUCAGAAUUAGAGCGAGCAAUGAAGGCACUCGAUCUGAAAGACUCUGAUUUAGAAGAAAAACAGAAAGAGAUAGAUGACCUGCAGGGACAAGUGAAACGGAUAAGAGAGGACAAAGACUUGAUGAAAAAGAAGAAACAGAGAGUCAGAGAGAAAGCAGAAAAGUACUUUGACAAGACAAAUAUCAUUGUUAAAUUAGCUAGAAAAUUUGCUGAACUUUGA
Molecule: messenger RNA, 908 nt
Organism: Salvelinus sp. IW2-2015
Lineage: Eukaryota; Metazoa; Chordata; Actinopteri; Salmoniformes; Salmonidae
Product: GTPase IMAP family member 7-like
Molecular function (GO): GTP binding
Source: RefSeq, a predicted model, not a curated record